CGACCACCAUUGUUCUUCGAGUUCCUCACUGCUCUCCAACCUCUGGCCAACGAUGUCAGUAUUUGGUCAACCACUUGGAUCGACUCAACCUGCAGCAGGGACGAACGCGUUCGGGCAGCCUGUUCAACAACAACCUGCAGUUGCUGUGUUCGGUCAACCACAGCCGACGACCGCCGGAACUGGGCUAUUCAGUCAGCUUCAACCACAACAGAUUACCCAGCAGCCUCCUAGUUUGUUGAGCCGACUUGGAGCUGCUACCACUACUUCAACCUCAACACCCGGAUGGGGUCAACCGAGCACGAGCACGCAGCCUGCAGCUGGGACGGGCAGUUUGAGCCCAUUUAGUAACUUCGCUGCGAAACCUGCCGCGACUGGGUGGGGCCAAUCCACCAACACACAAGUACCGACGUUCUCCCUGCAGCCUCCAGCCGGCCAAACUCAGCAGGGAACCAAUACGUUCGGCCAGCCUUUGUCUUCCUUUUCGCUUAGUGGCAGCACCCAACAACAACAACAGCCAUCUACGUUCGGUACUCUCGGUCAGCAGCAGCAACCUCAGCAACAAAAGCCUGCGUUUCAAUGGCCCGCAGCCGCCACGUGGGGGCAAUCCACCCUCGGUCAAUCGCAACCUCAGCCGGCUCAGCAGCAACCCUUAGGCGUAUCCCAGCUCAGCAUCCAGCCUGCAAACCCUCUGUUGGCUUCCCGCAGCACUGGGCUAGUUGGUAGGCUACACCAACCAGAGAAGACGCUUGAGCAGAGGGCGACUGAGAUUGCGGAGGCGUGGAACCCGCAGUUGACAAAGUGCAAGUUCAGACACGUCUUCUACAAUGUACGGACUGCGCAAGAGAUGGGCGUAGAUCCUGCUAGACCAGCGAACGUUACCGAGGAGGAGUGGCAGAACGCACUGCGUAUGAAUCCUGAUCCUCAGAACCUAUACCCUGUUGUUGUGUCUGGAUAUCAUGCCCUCAGACAACGACUGUUUGAGCAGGCGCAAAUGGCCAACGCUCAGACUGUUAAACUAAAACAACUAAUCGAAAAGAUCGACGAACGGAAGAAACUGUACUCCCUGCAAUCCUCCGUCCGGAUCCAGCAAUCUCAGCUCAUCGAGACGUACCUGCAUCAUCGUAUUCUCGCUAUCUCUGCUCGUCUGCACCUGCUCAUGCCCGAUUUGCGAACCAAGCCCAUUUCUCCCGAGGAAGAAGCUUUGGCCACUGCCCUCCAGUCCCUAGACGCGGAGAUGAACAGUGGCACAGGAAGUGGGCGUAUGAGAGGAAAGGUGAACGAACUUUGGACAGCGCUAGGAGCAUACAAAGCCAUGAAAGAGAGAGAUAUUCGUGACGGGGGCAAGGAUUCCCGCGAGUGGGUCGUGGCCGAUGAGCAAGGCUUUGAGGAUAUGAAGCGGGUUCUGGGAGAUCAAUAUCGUGCGCUGGAAUAUAUCACCAAGCUUCUUGCAGUGGAUGACUUCGAUGUGGAUCAUAUCAGAGCAGAAGGGUAUGGGAUCCGGAGUCCGACACAGAGCUGAAGAUCUGCAUACAACGGCGUUUGCCAUCUUUGUAUUGAUUCUCAACUUGAUAACUCAUACCUUGUCCCACGACAUGAAUACCUAAUAA
This is a messenger RNA of Dacryopinax primogenitus, 1607 nucleotides long. RefSeq lists its product as uncharacterized. The transcript is spliced from 7 exons. Gene Ontology annotation, cellular component: nuclear pore; nuclear pore central transport channel. NCBI's taxonomy places the organism in Eukaryota, Fungi, Basidiomycota, Dacrymycetes, Dacrymycetales, Dacrymycetaceae. Gene Ontology annotation, biological process: protein localization to nuclear inner membrane; nuclear pore organization; NLS-bearing protein import into nucleus. Bases 53 to 1519 code for a protein of 488 amino acids. Gene Ontology annotation, molecular function: structural constituent of nuclear pore. The record is from RefSeq and is a predicted model, not a curated record.